Manihot esculenta (cassava) is the source of this 1530-nucleotide messenger RNA. Its product is annotated as arginase 1, mitochondrial. The record is from RefSeq and is a predicted model, not a curated record. The coding region runs from base 174 to 1190 and encodes 338 amino acids. The transcript is spliced from 7 exons. Gene Ontology annotation, molecular function: agmatinase activity; metal ion binding. NCBI's taxonomy places the organism in Eukaryota, Viridiplantae, Streptophyta, Magnoliopsida, Malpighiales, Euphorbiaceae.
UUAUAUUAGGCUCCUGUUGAGAGUCGAAUGUGGCAGUGAAAAGCUUAACGGCUGCUUCGCCUUGAACCAGCGUCAGUACCUCAUCGUUGUCUGAUCAAUCGGAGCCAUUGCUGUUUCGACUUUAUCUCUCCCUACCUCCUCUCUCUACCUAAUUAUCUUUCAGCAUUAUCAGAAUGUCGGUUGUUGGGCGGAGAGGAAUUCAUAUCUUGCAGAAACUAAACGCUGCGAACAUCCCUGCUGAGUUGAUAGAGAAGGGCCAAAAUCGCGUUAUUGAUGCUUCUCUUACUCUUAUUCGCGAGAGAGCAAAGCUCAAGGGAGAGCUUGUGCGUGCUCUAGGAGGUGCCGUAGCAUCAUCGUCUCUUCUUGGAGUUCCUCUGGGGCAUAACUCUUCAUUUCUCCAGGGCCCAGCAUUUGCCCCUCCUCGAAUUAGGGAAGCGAUCUGGUGUGGUAGCACUAACUCAACGACUGAAGAAGGGAAAGAACUGAAUGAUCCCCGCGUUCUAACUGAUGUUGGUGAUGUCCCUGUCCAAGAAAUUCGAGAUUGUGGUGUAGACGAUGACAGGUUGAUGAAUGUUAUAAGUGAGUCUGUCAAGCUAGUGAUGGAAGAGGAUCCAUUACGUCCAUUAGUUUUAGGGGGUGAUCAUUCAAUAUCUUUCCCUGUGGUACGAGCUGUCUCUGAGAAGCUUGGCGGACCUGUGGAUAUUCUCCAUCUGGAUGCUCAUCCAGAUAUCUAUCAUGCCUUUGAAGGGAAUGCAUAUUCUCAUGCAUCGUCAUUUGCCCGAAUAAUGGAAGGUGGUUAUGCAAGGCGCCUCUUGCAAGUAGGUAUCAGGUCAAUAACAAAAGAAGGCCAGGCGCAGGGCAAAAGGUUUGGAGUGGAGCAAUUUGAAAUGCGAACCUUCUCAAGGGACCGCCAACUCUUGGAAAAUCUGAAAUUAGGGGAAGGUGUAAAGGGUGUUUAUAUCUCAAUAGAUGUGGACUGCCUUGAUCCUGCUUUUGCUCCUGGAGUAUCUCAUAUUGAGCCUGGUGGUCUCUCUUUCCGUGAUGUUCUCAACAUUCUCCACAACCUUCAAGCUGAUGUUGUAGCAGCUGAUGUGGUUGAAUUCAAUCCGCAGCGUGACACUGUUGAUGGGAUGACUGCAAUGGUUGCUGCCAAGCUGGUACGAGAACUAACCGCAAAGAUAUCGAAAUGAACUUUUUCAAAUUGGGAUUCCUUGGUACUCCUGGAACUGUUGGUGGUGUUUUCUGGUUUCCAACAUUGGCAUAUUCUUUCACCAGUAGCUAUGGAAGGGAGGACUUCUCUUAAGGCUUCUCUUAAGGAAUCAUGAAAUCCUUUGUUCAAAACUCCUCCAAUUUCUUUUCUUUAUUUUUUUUUUUAAAGAAAAAAAGGGGAAAAUGGAGAGCAUUAAUAGUGGGUGAGGCGUUGUUUUUAGCUUAUCUAAUUCUCAAGAAUUAGAAAGACAAAUUUUACCAAGUUUAGCAUUGUUGUAUGAUUUUAUCGCUGCAUCUUCAUUAAAUAAUGGUUUACACUUC